AUUUUCGUUUAGAAUAAUUGACAUUAAGCUUUUAAUUUUAAAAUUUUCCAGUCUCCGUUUGAUAAAAUCUUCGUCGCGUUUGUAUAAAGGCAGCUCUCUAUGCCUCGUGCUCCAUCCACUCUCUAAAAGAUUAUCCCGAGAAAGUUUUCAUAAAUCUUAUUUUCCUUUCCUUUCCGAGAAAAUAAAAUCUCGGACAAAAAACCUCUCUGCUCAUUGAUUUCAUUAGAAUUCAAUUGUUCUCCGAUCCGUUAUUUAUGGGGUUUCUAACGAUUCAUUCCCGUGACUGUUGCAUGGUUUCAUACAAGUGAUUCUUGUUUCAUUUCUUUUGACUCACUAGAUUCAUCUUUUGCUUUCCAGGAAAAUACAGCUGAGGAAAGAGCAUUCUAGACUAACAAGCUAGUCACCAGCGUUUGCUCUGUUUUUGUCCACAUCUUUUUCUUUUUAGCUGAACAAGAAAAUCAGGAGAGCAGAUUUAUUUAUUUUGGGAGAUAUUUUUAGAAAAAUGGGAGUGAAAGUAGCAACAACCUCAACCUUUCAUCAAUGGGUAGCUCAUCCCAUAGUUCACCAUUCCUCUUCCCUUUCUCAAACCGUAGCUUCCUCCGCCGUUUCAAGACGACGUUCCAUCGCUAAUGACGGACGCUGUCGUUCCGUGACGCAGAGCCAGAGGCUUAAUAAUCACUCUUCUCUCUUCGGCCCUCCUUCUUCGAAUCUCCAACACUCCAAGUCAUCAUGUGAGCUCUGGGACUCAACGAGACCAAAGACUACUAAAACUCAGUUGAUUCGCAGAGCUUUCAGUAGCCCUAACGUCGAUCCGUUUUCUGAGGAGGAGUUUUCCAAGAAGAUGCAAGAGCUUGCUCUCAAGUUCCAAGUCCCUAACGAGGAUGACGACGAAUCGGAGAAGAGCAUUGACAUCCAUAGUAAUUUCAGAUCAUCAGAUUCGACGGAACAGCCAUGGCCAGAGAUGGUGCAGAUGUCAAGCAUCGAGAGGAAAGCAAACAGCGUUGAGCUUCCUCUCUCGCUUCGGAUCAUUAAGAGAAAGCUACAGAUGGAAGAAGGACUUAUCAAACAUGUCGGCGAAUCAGCUUGUUGCUCUGUCAAGAAAGCUUUCUCUUCCAUGGUGUUUAUGAUCAGAGAACUUCAGAGCUUCACGUUACACAUGAGAGAGCUUCUUCUCUUUGAAGAUUUACAAGGAAUUCUCCACCGUGUUAGAAAGGAAAUGCAAGCAUCCUUCGUUUGGUUGUUUCAACAAGUUUUCUCUGCUACUCCUACUUUGAUGGUCUCUGUUAUGAUCCUUCUCGCCAAUUUCACGGUUUACUCUAUCGAGAGCAACUCUGCUUUAGCCGCCGCGGUUACUCCCCCGAUGACCACCGUCUCUUUUAGCUUCGAUACGACGGAGCUAAGUGAGAUUCAGGAAACAAACCCGAAGUUUGAUUCUUCCAUGGUGAAAACGUACUCUGUCUCUUCCCCCUACGGGCGAACAUCUUUCGUCGGUGGCGGCGGCGGGAACAACGUACCACCGCCGGUACAAAGCGGAACAGAGGGGGAUGGAUCUGAUCAGUUCAGGAAAUCUCAGUUUUCGUCAUCAUCUCUUGGUGCAACAAGCGCGGAUUCAGAUGUAUCCGUGUCAGGGCAAGAAGAGAUUAGACUGUGGAAUUCGAUCUUGGAGGAAACAAAGAAAAUGGAAACGUUGGAUCACGAGACGAUGAAAGGGAUGAUUUCUCCGGUGGAAGCUCGGUUAGAAGCAGAGGAGUCCAUGGAUUACUUCAAGACAGAGCUUCUCUACCAAACGGGAUUGUCUCAAGAGCCUGAAAACGUUCUGCUUCUUGCUAAUUACGCACAGUUCCUCUACCUUAUCAUCCAUGACUACGACAGAGCCGAAAAAUAUUUCAAGAGAGCAGCAAGAGCAGAGCCGGCAGACGCGGAGGCGCUGAACAAAUAUGCGACGUUCCUGUGGAGAGCAAGGAACGAUAUAUGGAGAGCAGAGGAAACAUACUUAGAAGCAAUCUCCGCCGAUCCAACCAACUCUGUCUACUCCGCCAAUUACGCUCAUUUCCUUUGGAACACCGGUGGUGACGAAACGUGUUUCCCUCUCGACGCUCCACCGCAACAGAACACCACAUGAAACUGAGUCACAACAAUUUGUGUAUGUACAGUGUGUUUUUUUGCCUAAUACAAACUCAUGUCAUGUGGCAACUUCUUUUUUUUGUUUUUUUUUUUUUAAACAAAAAAACAUUUUUGUUUAUAUAACGCGUACAUAAUUCGAGUUUUUUGACUUCGUUUU
Molecule: messenger RNA, 2281 nt
Organism: Capsella rubella
Lineage: Eukaryota; Viridiplantae; Streptophyta; Magnoliopsida; Brassicales; Brassicaceae
Exons: 3
Coding region: 503-2122 (539 amino acids)
Molecular function (GO): protein binding
Source: RefSeq, a predicted model, not a curated record